UCGGUAUUUUCAACAUGACAUGCAAAGAAGUAUUCUCAGUAUUGUAUUUCAUCAGUUUCGUCCCUAUAUCAUCCUUCGCUAACAGUACUAUUUGUGAAAAUAACAAAACGGGAAAAAACGAGUGCUGUCAUAAUUAUAGAAAUGUUUCUGGCACGUGCGAAGCUUGUGUUGGGUCCUGGGGAAGGGGAUGUGAACAAGACUGUGAGUUUGGAUUCUUCGGACAGUUUUGUAAGGAGAAGUGUAGCUGCAGUCAGAAUCAAAUAUGCAACCCAGUCAGUGGAUGUGUGAAUGUCAUCGAUUUCACGACAGAAUCUGAUCAGAAUGAAGCUGGUGAAGCGCUGAAUUUACAAACAAUCAUCACAGCUGUGGGUGGCGUGCUAGUCCUAUCUUUGAUCGGGACUAUUUUGUUUGUGCGACUGAAACUGAAACAAGAUACUAAUACUGGAAAGAUGACAUCAUCAGUACCUCCAGGCAAUGAAUGUACAUUCCAACUUGAACAGAAAGAUUGUAUUUAUAACGAUGUUAGAGAAUCACGAAUGAUCGAUAAUUCAGAUCUUAGUCCGUGUAAAAAACACACUUUACCAAGAAACAGUGUGGGACGCAAUAUACAUAUGCAGCACUGGAGAAGUUUACCAAGACGCCAACCUAAAGAAUGGCAGAAUCAGUUAACUCGUUCCAGAACUUUAGUUCCGGGACAGUAUGGAAGAUAUAACAGAUAUUCAGAUGACUAUAACCACCUACAAUUUAACAAAAUGUCUACCCUGCCGGAUAAACCAUGUGUUAGUACACGCAUAAAUCAUUAUGGCAUGAGGAAACCGAAAUUUGUGAAGCCUUCAUCAAAAGCCACAAAAGCUGAGGCCCGGAAAUUUAUUGACGAGAAUCAUUAUGUUAAUUUUACAUCGGAAGAGUAUCCUACCACGCCUAGAUCCGGAAUCCCACUGAAGCCUAGGAAUUGUCGUCCAUAUAGUUCUGUUAAAUACAACAGAAAAGUAGAAAUGGAAUAAAAACAACGGAAACAAAUAUGACUAUACAUGAAACAUCUAUGUUGGUAAACUUUUCUCGAUUACAAGUCACGUGACGAGAGAAAAUGUAGAUUUCUUUGCCUACCAUCUCCCCAUGAAGUCUUGUACCACCUAUGAUCUCAAUUGUUUCCUUUCUCCCGUCUUACAAUAAUUGUUAUUUGAUAUUUACUGUGAGAUGUUUUUCCCAUAUUCAAUGCUACUGUAUUAAUUCGCAUAACAUGGCCUUCAUUGUUCAUCAUCUUUCUGCAGGUCUUCAUUGUACGCCAUCUUUGGCCUUUUUGUGGUUUCCAUGUUAUGUUUUGUCUUUAUGAGCAGUUCAGUAUUACGUACCAUUAAUAAGUAUCAUGUAACAGUAUUAUGUACCAUUAAUCAGUAUCAUGUAACAGUAUACAGUUAUUGACUGGGUUCGAGGACAACAGCUGUUUUGUUUGACCCGAGAACGGGUCUGUUGCCCGAAGCCGUAGGCUGAGGGCAACCGAUCCGUUCGAGGGUCAAAUAAAACAGCUGUUGUCCGAGGACCCAGUUAAUAACUGUUUUGGUAUACACCUUCAUUUUUUAGGUUGUUUUUACUAGGUGCACAUGGUUUGUUGAAUUUAAACGGGACAGUGUGAUUACAUACAUUUAUCACUGAUUCCACUAGUUUAAAAGAAAACAUACCCAAUAUCCUAAUUGAUAAUUAUAUUUUUCGUGUAUCUGCUCUGCUUUUCAUCUAAUGAAUUCCGUAUUUCAUCACCAAUCAAAUCAGUGAACCUCACCAGUACGUACACAAAUAAGCAGACCAAGAAUCAUAUGACUUGCGUAUAACAGCUUUAACACGAAUAAAAUAAAAAUAAGUAAACUUCAUCUUAUACAAUUGAUUCUAGAAAAUGAUGAACAAAUAUUUUUUUUAUGUUCUUGCUGUCCCCACCUUGAAGAAUUAAUUGAAUAUCAUCUUCCGUUGCUGUCGCAAAAUAUGCAUCCUCUACUUCGUUCUUUGAACAUCGGAAGGCCUCGGGUACCAGGCUACCAUUUUUUUUAUCCAAACGGCACGAAAAGAUAACUCGAGUUAGCGCCAUAUAACGUCAUCGGUCAACAGUCUUUUUUAACAGUCGAUUUUAACAGUUCCCGGUCCAACAGUCGCCAGAACAGUCGAAAUGUUGGACUUUUUUUUGUAAGGAGUUAAAUAGGAACUGUUUCAUAGGGGUAUAACAAUAUUAUGUACCAUUAAUCAGUAUCAUGUAACAGUAUUAUGUACCAUUAAUCAGUAUCAUGUAACAGUAUUAUGUACCAUUAAUCAGUAUCAUGUAACAGUAUUAUGUAUCAUUAAUUAGUAUCAUGUAGCAGUAUUAUGUAUCAUUAAUCAGUAUCAUGUAACAGUAUUAUGUACCAUUAAUCAGUAUCAUGUAACAGUAUUAUGUAUCAUUAAACAGUAUCAUGUAACAGUAUUAUGUAUCAUUAAUCAGUAUCAUGUAACAGUAUUAUGUAUCAUUAAUCAGUAUCAUGUAACAGUAUUAUGUACCAUUAAUCAGUAUCAUGUAACAGUAUUAUGUACCAUUAAUCAGUAUCAUGUAACAGUAUUAUGUACCAUUAAUCAGUAUCAUGUAACAGUAUUUUGUACCAUUAAUCAGUAUCAUGUAACAGUAUUAUGUAUCAUUAAUCAGUAUCAUGUAACAGUAUUAUGUACCAUUAAUCAGUAUCAUGUAACAGUAUUUUGUACCAUUAAUCAGUAUCAUGUAACAGUAUCAUGUAACAGUAUUAUGUAUCAUUAAUCAGUAUCAUGUAACAGUAUUAUGUACCAUUAAUCAGUAUCAGGUAACAGUAUUAUGUAUCAUUAAUCAGUAUCAUGUAACAGUAUUAUGUAUCAUUAAUCAGUAUCAAUGUAACAGUAUUAUGUAUCAUUAAUCAGUAUCAUGUAACAGUAUUAUGUACCAUUAAUCAGUAUCAUGUAACAGUAUUAUGUAUCAUUAAUCAGUAUCAUGUAACAGUAUUAUGUACCAUUAAUCAGUAUCAUGUAACAGUAUUAUGUAUCAUUAAUCAGUAUCAUGUAACAGUAUUAUGUACCAUUCAUCAGUAUCAUGUGACAGUAUUAUGUACCAUUAAUCAGUAUCAUGUAACAGUAUUAUGUAUCAUUAAUCAGUAUCAUGUAACAGUAUUAUGUAGCAUUAAUCAGUAUCAUGUAACAGUAUUAUGUAUCAUUAAUCAGUAUCAUGUAACAGUAUUAUGUACCAUUAAUCAGUAUCAUGUAACAGUAUUAUGUAUCAUUAAUCAGUAUCAUGUAACAGUUUUAUGUACCAUUAAUCAGUAUCAUGUAACAGUUUUAUGUACCAUUAAUCAGUAUCAUGUAACAGUAUUAUGUACCAUUAAUCAGUAUCAUGUAACAGUAUUAUGUACCAUUAAUCAGUAUCAUGUAACAGUAUUAUGUACCAUUAAUCAGUAUCAUGUAACAGUAUUAUGUACCAUUAAUCAGUAUCAUGUAACAGUAUUAUGUAUCAUUAAUCAGUAUCAUGUAACAGUAUUAUGUACCAUUAAUGAGUAUCAUGUAACAGUAUUAUGAAACAUCAAUCAGUAUCAUGUAACAGUAUUAUGUACCAUUAAUCAGUAUCAUGUAACAGUAUUAUGUACCAUUAAUCAGUAUCAUGUAACAGUAUUAUGUACCAUCAAUCAGUAUCAUGUAACAGUAUUAUGUAUCAUUAAUCAGUAUCAUGUAACAGUAUUAUGUAUCAUUAAUCAGUAUCAUGUAACAGUAUUAUGUACCAUUAAUCAGUAUCAUGUAACAGUAUUAUGUAUCAUUAAUCAGUAUCAUGUAACAGUAUUAUGUACCAUUAAUCAGUAUCAUGUAACAGUAUUAUGUAUCAUUAAUCAGUAUUAUGUAACAGUAUUAUGUACCAUUAAUCAGUAUCAUGUAACAGUAUUAUGUACCAUUAAUCAAUAUCAUGUAACAGUAUUAUGUAUCAUUAAUCAGUAUCAUGUAACAGUAUUAUGUACCAUUAAUCAGUAUCAUGUAACAGUAUUAUGUACCAUUAAUCAGUAUCAUGUAACAGUAUUAUGUACCAUUAAUCAGUAUCAUGUAACAGUAUUAUGUAUCAUUAAUCAGUAUCAUGUAACAGUAUUAUGUACCAUUAAUCAGUAUCAUGUAACAGUAUUAUGUACCAUUAAUCAGUAUCAUGUAACAGUAUUAUGUACCAUUAAUCAGUAUCAUGUAACAGUAUUUUGUACCAUUAAUCAGUAUCAUGUAACAGUAUUAUGUACCAUUAAUCAGUAUCAUGUAACAGUAUUAUGUACCAUCAAUCAGUAUCAUGUAACAGUAUUUUGUACCAUUAAUCAGUAUCAUGUAACAGUAUUUUGUACCAUUAAUCAGUAUCAUGUAACAGUAUCAUGUAACAGUAUUAUGUAUCAUUAAUCAGUAUCAUGUAACAGUAUUAUGUACCAUUAAUCAGUAUCAUGUAACAGUAUUAUGUAUCAUUAAUCAGUAUCAUGUAACAGUAUUAUGUAUCAUUAAUCAGUAUCAAUGUAACAGUAUUAUGUAUCAUUAAUCAGUAUCAUGUAACAGUAUUAUGUACCAUUAUUCAGUAUUAUGUAACAGUAUUAUGUAUCAUUAAUCAGUAUCAUGUAACAGUAUUAUGUACCAUUAAUCAGUAUCAUGUAACAGUAUUAUGUACCAUUAAUCAGUAUCAUGUAACAGUAUUAUGUACAAUUAAUCAGUAUCAUGUGACAGUAUUAUGUACCAUUAUUCAGUAUCAUGUGACAGUAUUAUGUACCAUUAAUCAGUAUCAUGUAACAGUAUUAUGUACCAUUAAUCAGUAUCAUGUAACAGUAUUAUGUACCAUUAAUUAGUAUCAUGUAACAGUAUUUAUAGGUAGAGGAAUCAGUACUCAUGUGUUCAAAUGUUGUGACAAUGUGUAAUACAUGUAGAUUUCCUCUCGAUGGUUUGUGAACUUCUAUAUUUUGUCAUAUGUUAUGUUCAAUAAAUGACAUUUUCAUUCUCA
Ostrea edulis (European flat oyster) is the source of this 4987-nucleotide messenger RNA. Its product is annotated as multiple epidermal growth factor-like domains protein 10. The transcript is spliced from 6 exons. Gene Ontology annotation, molecular function: scavenger receptor activity. Lineage: Eukaryota; Metazoa; Mollusca; Bivalvia; Ostreida; Ostreidae. The record is from RefSeq and is a predicted model, not a curated record. Bases 15 to 1004 code for a protein of 329 amino acids.